Molecule: messenger RNA, 2875 nt
Organism: Camelina sativa (false flax)
Lineage: Eukaryota; Viridiplantae; Streptophyta; Magnoliopsida; Brassicales; Brassicaceae
Biological process (GO): regulation of defense response to fungus
Source: RefSeq, a predicted model, not a curated record
CUGAAAACUCGAAUCCUAAAAAUUGCUAAAGUCCGUUUGUCUUCUUCUUCUAUCCUUAAAGCUCUCUCUCUCCCUCUGAUAUAUAUUCAAAACUCCAUCGCCGAUCUUCUUCUUUUUUAAUUUAUAUAUUCCCAGAGUCCCAGUAGUAGAGAGUAGAUUAAGAUUCCCCGGAAAACGAAGCAAAGUGCAUGAGAGAGCAACAGUAUAUUUUUUUUUUCCUCCUUUAAGCUUUUCCUCCUUUCCAGUUCAAACUCUUUUGGAUUAUUUAUUUAAAAUCACUCUUGAAAUUUUCAAAAGGACUCUUUCUAAUUUAUAUAAAAAAAGAAAGGCUUGUGAAUUCAUUCUCACCGGAGAACCAAUUUGCCCCCAAAAAAAUUCCCCUUUCUUCGAAGUUCAGUUGCGGUUAAAACAAGCAAAAACCCUAGAGAAGCUUAGUCUUCGUCGGAGAAGAAAGACAAAACUCCGAUGAGGACAAGCGGUGACGUUUUCGGAGCAGAUGCUGUUUCAACAAGACCUGACGAAGACAAAGUCUUUAAGGAGGAGCUCAAUGAUUCUUCUUCGAGCCCGUUGAGACAUCGCCAAGACGAUUCUAAUUCACGACCUGGGGGUUCUCAGAGACUCGUCAAGGAAGAGACUGAUUCUGAUUCUUCUUCUAAGAACACGACCACCACCACCCCAAGAAACAAACCUAUUCACUACACAGAUCAACAACAAGCUGAGCUUCUCAGGAAACUUGAUUCUAUUAAAGAUCAUCUUCUCCGCGGUGGAGCUAAUGCUAAUGCCAAUGCUAAUGUGGUUGAUCAGCCACCACCAAUGGGUUUCCAUCCUUCUUACUACCAUCCAUAUCCAUCUUAUGGAAUGUAUCCUCCUCCCACGACUCAUGUUCCACCGUCGCCUUAUAUAGACCCUUAUGCAUUCCCUAUCCAUAUGAAACCUCAAAACUUUUAUCCUCAUUACCCGAAUCAGAUGCUGCCUCGUCCUCCAUAUCCUCCUCCUCCUCAAGGUCAGUAUGUAGAUAUUGGUCCUGAUCUGUUUGACCCACAGUUACAGGAUCCUAGAUUCUUGCCUGCUACACCUAGUAGGUACGGUGAUGUCCCAUAUAGCCCUGUUGUGCACCACCACAAUGACAAUAUGGCUACUUUUAGUCCACAUGCUGGUGUUCAUCACACGAGGUGGCCUAGUGAAAUUGAUUCUGAUUCUGGUAGUGGUGCUGCCUUUGCUCGUGGGUAUGUCCAGAAAGCUGUCUCAGAUUCUGAUUCUCGUCGUUGCCAUCCUUUAGCUGGCGGUGCGCCUUUUAUUGCUUGUCACAAUUGCUUUGAGCUUCUCUAUUUGCCUAAGAAGAAGCUUCUUGGUCAAGAUAGGCAACAAAAGCUGCAAUGUGGUGCUUGUUCUGAGGUUAUCAGUUUCAAAGUUGUUGAUAACAAGCUUGUUUUCUCCUCUUCUGCCCUUGAUGAUACAAGGGCAGCAACCGCAGGGGUAGAUGAUUAUCCACUUAAGGAUGAUGAACCAAGAAUACACCAGGAAAUGAAAAGUGUCCAUGCUGUAUCGCCUAGUGAACACUCAGACGAUGAAGAAAGAGCAAGCAUUUCUAGUGAACCCCAGAAAGAGGUUGUCAAGUCUGUUCGCCGCAGGGCACAAGGCGCUAAAGUUCCUCCUCCACCUCCUCCUGAAAAUUCUAAUCUUCUUGAGCUCUUUGAGUAUUCUAAUGUAAACAGAGCUGCAAUCACUUACGGAAUGGCCCAGUUAGGGUACAAUAAGCAAGAAUCCUACGCCAAACAAGACUCGCUGAAACCAGAAUCAGUAGCUACCGAGACUGAUGUUUCUUAUAAUGAGUACUAUAAUAACACUGGGGUGUCUGAAGAUUCAAGUAUCACAAAAAACAGCAAAGAAGAGAGCAGACCAAGAAACAGAAAACAGAGUAGUGAGUACGGUUUCCCAGAUAAAAUCAUCUCUAACGACCAAGACAACGAGCAGUUAGAGGUUUGGGUGAAUGGUCAUCUGAUACCGGAAGAUCUGGUUAUCAGUGCUGAGAAACAAGCUGGACCAGUUCAAGCUGGCAAGUACUGGUAUGAUUAUCGUGCUGGGUUCUGGGGAGUGAUGGGAAACCCGUGUCUCGGUAUAAUUCCACCAUUCAUCGAAGAGUUUAGUCGUCCAAUGCCAGAUAACUGCGGUGCAGGAAACACGAGCGUGUUUGUAAACGGAAGAGAGCUUCACGAAAGAGAUCUUGAGUUACUUUCAGGGAGAGGUCUUCCUCGAGGCAAGAACCGUGCUUACAUUGUUGAUAUAUCAGGAAGAGUUCUUGAUGGAGACUCUGGUGAAGAACUUAAGAGUCUUGGCAGAUUAGCUCCAACGAUUGACAAGGUUAAGCAUGGAUUUGGCAUGAGAGUUCCAAGAUCAUUAGUGUCAUGAAGCUUCUUCAUCAGCUUGAUUCAGCCUCUCUGGUGCCAAUCUUCGGUUACAGUGUAAAUUGUGCUUGUGAUAUAAAUAUAACACAUCAUUGCUUAUAUUCUCUAACCCAUAAGUUCUGUUCAGUUCUGUUUUUUGAGUUUAGUGUUCUAUCUUUGUUUUUGUUUUGGUGUUAAAGUUAAAGAUAAACAUGUGUAUUUUCUUUUGCUUCUUUUUUGUGAUCUGGUUGAUGUAAAUUGAUCUUUUUUUUUUUUAUUGUGGAUAAUCUUUUGGAAAUGUGACAGAAGAUAAUAUAGAUCUGUUCCAGGCUGUACCUGACCGUUUUCAAGGGAGACAGUGAAAUACAAAAUCAGCUAAUUCAAGUAAGACGGGUCCACGUAGUCGAGACUGAAGCCCAUUGAAUAAUUUAAUAAGUAUGGGCCUCGUGGUCGUGGUAGUGGUGUACCAUGCGUAGUUUAAUUAUUUCUUA